GGUGCAUGCCGGGGAGGAGCGAACUGAACCGCCCCCGGGCCCGCCCCGCCCGGCGUCCCCUUCGCCCGCAGCCUUGACCCCGCCUGCUCAGCCAUGGCAGCCUCACUGAGCCGCCCCUGCUUCAUCUCCCUCCACCUGCCCUACAGGCAGGGCUGGGCCCAGCACCUGGCCAACACCUUUCGCUUCCAGCCAGUGGCCAUGCGGGAGACAUCGUGUGUCCGGCAGCUGGCCUUGCGUCGGGAAUCUGCCAUCUUCCUUGUCAACGAGCGCCUGGCACCUGCCAGCACCUCAUCCCGGGAUUUCCUCUAUGACAUAGACCCCCAGCCCGCCUUGGGCACGGCCUCCAACGUCUGCUUCGAGGUGGAUGAUGUGCCAGGGCUCUGCAAGCAGCUGCAGAGCCAGGGAUGCUCCUUGCUGGUGCCCCCCACUGAGCUAAGCGAUGACGGUGGUUCUGUCACCUACGGGGUGGUGAGCUCAGUCGUGGGCAAUAUCAGUCACACCCUUUUGGACCGAUCCUGUUAUCGGGGACACUUCCUGCCCGGCUUCCAGCCCAUCCAAGGAGCCCCCUCAGCCACAGGGGAUGGGAUCAAGAUCACACACUUCGACCACAUCACGUACGUCUGUCCCCGGGGCGGUGCCCGGGCAGCUCUGGACUGGUACCAGCGCUGCUUCGGCUUCCACCGCUUCCAUCUGAAUGCCCAGGAGAGGCCAGCUGAGGGGUACGUGCUGGGGGGGCAGGGGGUGGGCAUGCUGCUCCUUGCAUUGCAGAGCACCCAGGGCACCCCAGCACGUGGCUGCAAGCUGGUCUUUGCCGAGUCCCUCUCCCAGAAUGGCACCAACCAGGUUGACAUGUUCCUGGAGCAGCACGGCGGGGCUGGGAUCCAGCACGUCGGCCUCUGCACCACCGACAUUGUCAGCACGACCAGGGCUCUGCAGCAGCGGGGGGCACGGUUCUUCACACCCCCCACCACCUAUUACAGCCAGGGGGGCAAAGCAGAGGAGAUCCAGAGGGCCGGGCAGGAUCCCCACAUGCUGGCAGAGCUUGGCAUCCUCCUGGACACCACAGUGCCUGGGGACAAGGGCCAGCCGGGCACUGAUGCCACGGAGAGCCCCGCUCAGGAAUAUUUGAUGCAGAUCUUCACCCAUCCCAUCUUCUCCGAGGAGACCUUCUUCCUGGAGCUCAUUGACCGUCGGGGCGCGCCGGGCUUCGGGGAAGGCAAUAUCCGGGCACUGUGGAAAGCUGUGCAGGUCUACAUGGACCAGCAACAGUAGUGCAACACUGCAGUCCUCCUCCCUCAGCUCCCCAUCCUCUCCAGUCCAACCCUGGGGCAAGGACCAUAGAGAUCCCAGUGGGGGCCUGUGGCAUGGCCCAGGUGGGCAGGGACCAAGGGAUGGCUCCAGGUCAAUCUAGAGCCAACUCAGUGUGGGAGCAAGACACUCAGGGGAGCAUGCCCCAGGAUGGGCGUGAUUCUCUCCUGCCCUGGGUUCACAGUGUUUAUCGGCCACGUGUGAAGAACUUUCUGCCUUAGUUUCUUAGUUUUUCGUAGUUUCUUAGUUUCGAGUCCCAAUUUAUUGAGACUUGAGCCUGCAGCAUGGCCAAGAGCAGUGCUGGUUCCCCAGACGUGGAGGGAAGAGGGGCUGCCCGAGGGGAGUGGAUAAUCUGAAAGCCAUAGAUUUGGCCUCUCACUGGCAGUGACCACCCACAGCAUGACCAGCCCUGGGGGGCGAGUGGUGGCCUCUUGCUCCUCUCAAUUAAAGAAUUAACAAGCA
This is a messenger RNA of Corvus hawaiiensis (hawaiian crow), 1770 nucleotides long. RefSeq names its product 4-hydroxyphenylpyruvate dioxygenase like (gene HPDL). The coding region runs from base 94 to 1272 and encodes 392 amino acids. Gene Ontology annotation, molecular function: 4-hydroxyphenylpyruvate dioxygenase activity. The transcript has 2 exons. Gene Ontology annotation, biological process: aromatic amino acid metabolic process. The record is from RefSeq and is a predicted model, not a curated record. NCBI's taxonomy places the organism in Eukaryota, Metazoa, Chordata, Aves, Passeriformes, Corvidae.